This is a messenger RNA of Brachypodium distachyon (stiff brome), 1779 nucleotides long. RefSeq names its product transcription factor PCF6. The transcript has 2 exons. Gene Ontology annotation, molecular function: sequence-specific DNA binding; DNA-binding transcription factor activity. NCBI's taxonomy places the organism in Eukaryota, Viridiplantae, Streptophyta, Magnoliopsida, Poales, Poaceae. The record is from RefSeq and is a predicted model, not a curated record. Gene Ontology annotation, biological process: regulation of secondary shoot formation. Bases 172 to 1359 code for a protein of 395 amino acids. Gene Ontology annotation, cellular component: nucleus.
AAGAUCGUCACAACUCAAACUCACUCCCAAAUACGCACGCGCGAGGCCGAGGCAGCCGCGGCGGGCGUUUGCCGUUGCCAGCUCUGACACACACAACAGCGCCAGGGUAUAGGAGGAGCCGCAGCCAGCCUCCGUAAUAAAAGGGCCUGCUGUGUUCCUCGCUGGCGUAGUAUGUGCGAGUCUGAGAUGGAGGACGGCGCGUCAGGAGAGAUGGCUGCAGCUGGGGGCCAGGGCGCGGCGGCGGGGGGCCGGCGCGGCGGCGGCGGAGGAGGAGGAGGCAAGCGCGGGCGCGGCGAGAGGGAGAGCGGUGGCGCGACGGCGUCGGCGUCGCGGAUCUGCCGCGGGAGGGCGAACGGCGGCAAGGACCGGCACAGCAAGGUGGUGACGUCGAAGGGGGUCCGGGACCGGCGGGUGCGGCUGGCGGUGCCCACGGCCAUCCAGUUCUACGACCUGCAGGACCGCCUCGGCUUCGACCAGCCCAGCAAGGCCGUCGACUGGCUCCUCGACGCCGCCUCCCACGCCAUCGCCAAGCUCCCGCCCCUCGACCCCACCGCCUUCUCCUUCCCUUUCCCCGCCGACGACGCCCAGCAGGCCACCAAGAAGGGGAAGAAGCCGCUGCUGCUCCAGCAGGGCAGCAGCAGCACCACCUCAGAGUCCGACCUCUCGCUCUCACGCUCCGACGCCGCCCGCGACAAGCAGCACAAGGGGGCCGUCGUCACCGUCGCCGCUGCCCCCGGAUCCGCGCAGGCCGCGUCCUCCUUCACCGAGCUGCUCAGCGGCAACGCCAUUGCCGCCGCCGAGCACAUCCAAUCCUGGUACCGACAGCAGCAGCGGCAGCUUUCCGCCGCGGGCCCCGUCGGAUUCGCGGCGCACCCUGGGAACAACAACAGAGGAGCCUCGCAAGACGCGGCGUGCGCCGGCCUCAGAUUCGGCAAUGCGCCUCCGCUCGGCAUGGCGCCCGCGCGGCCGCUCCUGCCCGUGCGGCCGGUCGGCUUCCCCACCGCCAAUUCCACGGGCGAGAUCGCGCCCUUCUCGUUCGUCCAGGGCGUGCUGGCUGCGGCAUCCGCUCAGGCCCCGGCCCCGGCCGGAGACUACAGCCUCGACUUCUCCAUGUCGUCGGGUUUCACGGGCGGCGGCGUCGGCAGCAACAGCAGGGGGACCCUUCAGUCCAACUCCAGGUCACAGUACUUUUCAAACCAGCUCCAGCUCUAUGAGCUCGACGGCCCGAGCCCUCCCUUCUUGUAUGAUCCAGCCGCUGCCCUGGCCGCGCACCCCUCGUCGGAGAACCGCCACCUCACCGGAACGCCGCCAUUGCAGCUCUGGAACGGGUUCCGGAUGGAGGAGAAGAGCCAGAACUGAUCACUACACCGAGAAUUAUCCAAAGGAACCGAAGGCAUCGAUUUUGAAGCUGUGUCCGGCAAAUAAUAGCCCACCUUCCGUUCUGAAGUUUUACCGCGACAACCACCCGUGUUCUUGGAGCUGGAAUAUCGAUCAUUGCGACAAUCUGGCAUUGCGUUGCGCCUUAUUAUCUCUUCUCUUGCUGCCUCAUGGAAACCGAUUUUGCGAGAGACCAGAGUUUCGACAAAAGACUCGCAAGCGCGCCCCGUUGUUGGGGCUGUAAUCCUUUGUGUUUUUCCAAACCUAGUGCGCUAUGUCGUGUGGAUUCAUGUGGACCCCGUGUUGGGGCUAGGCCGUUCUGAAGUUUGGGAGAAACAAAACUAGUCCGUCGUUGGAUGUUUUUACAAUAAAACAGAGUAAUAAGUUGGUCGUUGGAAAGCA